AGGUAGAGUUUCAUGGGAAAAAUGAUGGAAGAUGUGAAUGCUGAAUGCAAGAAGUUUUGCACAGAAUGGGCAGACUUCCAGAAGGUGACACGAGUACUGAUAAAAGCCCUGAGAAGGAUUCAUCACGGCAUAAGAGCAGAACAUGCAAAACUCAGAGGUGAGAUUAAAACAGCAGGUAUUCGAGCAAAAAUCCUGGGAAGGCACGAGGUUGCAUUCAAGAAAGUGAUUGUGGGUCUGAAUGACUAUGCAGAAAAUUUCUUGGAAAUGGAAAAGCAAUACAGGGAACUCUCUAAAAACAACAUCAAAUAUUGUAAAAUUCAGUUUGCUCGUGUAUCUGAAAGACAUGUGCAGGUGACAGUGCAAAGGGAUACUGUUCUGUAUAGUGUUGAGUGCAUCAUCAGGGCUCAAUUAAGGAUUAUUGCUGGAAAUUUCAAUGAAAGUUCAGAUACACUGCAGGAUGCUGGCAUAUUUGAAACUAUUGGAGUUUAUAAUGAAAUGCUUAUAAAGUUGAAGAAAAAUCUUCCUCCUUCCCCAGAGGAAGAAGAAGAAUAUGAAGAUGAAGAAGAAGAAGAGAAUCGUGAUAUGUACAAACAUGUGGUUCCUGAAAACUUGGUUCCUCCUCUUUCGUGUUUAAAGCAAAUGACUGCCUCAAAAAUCCUUCAGAUUAUAGGUCGAGAAAGAGCUCCACAAGUCACAAGGUGCAUAGCUGACACAUUGAUGUUAGAAUAUGAAAUGCCAUCUGAAAAUGGAACAUUAUUGCCUUGGAAACCUAUAAAUUAUAAUAGCAUUCCAAGAGUGGCUCGUGGAGAUAUAUUUGAAGAUGCGAUAGCUAAGGAGGAGGAUGAAAAUAAGCUCAACCAACAGAAGUUAGAUUUGGCACUAAGGAUGGAGUUUGGGGAAGACUUUCCUGGAACAGAUUAUCUCCCUGCCAACGAAGCAGGAGAUCUCAGGAAACCUGUGUGCUCUUCGAAAGUAGAUAAUCUUAUAAGAGCCAAUACAGAGUUACUAAAUCUACUUGUAUUAAAGUUCACAAAAACUACGGGUGUUUUAGUGAAGGGAAUGGUAAAGCAAAGUAAAUCUGGUGAGAUGCGUUUAACCAAGGCUGCCAGACACAGAAUUGAAACAUAUUAUGUCGAGAGAGUUUGGGGAGAGGGCUCAGAAUUUGUAGAAGAAUUGAUAUUGUGGAUACCUCCAGAUGCAAGACCUCCACCUUUUCCACCUCCAGCCUUAUUGUCACCUCUCCAGAUUUUUGAAUCACUUGGUGUCUUCAAGCAGUACUACACAAAAGGUUUAAUACCAGAAUGCUGUUAUGCAAGCUGUGAAAGUGUUGUAGACGAAUGCAGACACUUAGCAACUACCUCGUUUAUUGAUAGAAAUAUGGUCAGAGGUAUAGGCUCAUAUGGUCGCUCAAACCCUAUACCUUGUGAAUUGCCAGAUGGAAACUUUUCUACUGUUGGAGGUGAUGGUAUUGGAGAUGUUAUUCAGUUACUUGUUUGGGAGAUAAAUGAGAUUGAAAGGGCAGAAGUUGAAAAAGAACCCAAAGAUUGGCCAGUUGGGGAUGAGGAUGGCCUCUUGCUCAGACUCGGAGCUGUUGUAAGCGCUGCUCUUUCUUGGAUUAAUCUUCGAGCAGCUCCUCUUUUGCACACUUGGAAUACAGCUCCCUAUUACCUUCUAACUCAGGCAGAUUACCCAAGAAUGAUUGAAGAACUGAAGGACUGAAAGUAAAUACAAGAGAGAGAUAACCUUAUUAAGACGGAUGACAUGGCACGUUUGUUUUAUGCUAUGUUGCGAGACAAGCUUGUCCUGAUCAUUCAGAAAGUGGUUGAUGAAGUUAAGGAAAGUGAAGAAGAAUCAGUUGAAGCCAUAAGCAAUGUUUGUCGAACUGUAAGUCUGGCACAGCUUCAGAAUUCCAUGCCUAAACCCAGAGUGUGGCGUGGUAUUGGUCGAAUACCUCAUGAACCUCAUUUUUAUGUGUAUGAAUACAUUGCUGCUGUGUUGGAACCUGUCCUAGAUGCUGUGUCAAAACUUGGUGUUGUUUUGCAACGUCGUGCUGGAUCAGCAAUUCUAAAGGUGGUCUGUUAUGCUUGGUUAGAACAUAUAAAAGCUCAAAAAAUAAAGUUUUCCCUAUGGGGUGCCCAGCAACUGUUGAAAGAUUUCCAUGCCUUGGCAGAAUGGUUACAAAAGUACCCUGGGUUAGCACCAGAAGCUCGAACACAGGUUUUGGCUGUAGAUGUUUUGAGAGAAUGUGAAGGAGUGGCAAGAUUACUUAUGAGACAACCGCCUUUGGUCAUUGGCUACACCUCCCAAAAUCAAGUAGCACCCAUGGGUCCUAUCAGUGCUGGUCGCAAGCAUGAUAAGGAAGUCAAGCUUAGCCCAGAAAAUGAUGACAUUCCAGCUGAGAUGUAUGUCCCCAACCAACAGCUUUGGUUGUCACUGAGAGCUAGACCAGCAUCUUCGGUAUGUGUAAAGAUGGGCUCUUGUUGCUCAUGGCCUUACUGAUGUGUUCAGUUGGACUGUGUACAUGUAUUAUGGGUAUUUUGGUAACUUUGUAAUGACAUAGUAAUCCCAUUUUUCUGAACUGGUUUUGAGUCAGGAGUUAGGGAAACAUUAGGUACUCUCUUCUGAAUGAUUAAGCUUUGGUUUGUGCAAUCUGUCUCUGGAGCAGCACUUGCAAGAUUAUUUGAAUGCCACCAGAACGCUAUUAAGCAUUUUACGUAGUGUGAGUAUCUGAUUCAUUAUAAACCUUUUGAUUUUUAUGUAAUUACAUAGUAUUUUUAUAUAUGACUAUAAAUUACUUUCAAUGCCAAGGGAUGGUGAUAUUGAUUGUAGAAACUGGGAACUUCCCAGGGGGGAGAACUGAUGGCUUCAUAUUGGAAAAGAUAAUAAUAUAUAUUGUUGAUUGUAUUUUUACAUGAGGUUUCAGUUAUUGCAGUAAUAUCUUUCAUACUUAGGUAAUAUUCUUCAAGGGGGUUCUUAAAGAGAUACAAAGUAAUAUUACUUUUGCAAAAACUUUUUGUUAUGUUUUUCAUAGAAGGUGUUGCAGAGAUGUAUUGAUCACUGGAUAUUAGCUGUAUUGAUAAUUUGGAGUAAUUGGUCCAGCUAUCACCUGGUGGUCAGUGAAAUUACUCUCAUAAGCAGACAAUUGAAUGUUAAAUAGUUUAAUCUUUUCCUCUUUUGGUUUGCACAAAGAAUUGAAAAAGUAACUUGGAGGAUAUGUUGAUUAUUUAUUCAUGUAAGCAUCUUUAUAAAGAAAAGUUUUUUUGCCAGACAGACUUCUUACAUGUGAUAAUUUGACAUUUUACAGGUGGCCAUAUACCUAUGCACUAGAUAUAGAAAUUAGAUGAAUAGAUGAUAGAUUCCUUUGCAACAUUGUUUUCAAAGAAUCAGAGCCUUCUUGUUAUUCAUAUGCUGUGUUGCUGCUGGCAGCAUUUACACAAGCUGACAAAAAUUCUGUUAAAACCUGUGUAAAACGUUUUGUAGUUUUUGUCUUUGCCAUAUGCAUUAACUUUUUUUUUUCCGGAAACUUUCUGUGACUUAACUUUGGUCUCGUGGAUUUGGAUAAAACAAUAAGAUAUGAUUUUUAUAAGUCUUCAUUGAGUCAUUAAUUUGGCAAGACUGUUAAUGAUGCAUUUUUAUUUCCUUACUACAGUUACAACAAACCGUUAUUUCUUUAAAAUAUUACAACUGUUCUUCAGUGGAUAUUAUUAUGUUGAUGAAUUGGAAUGUCAAUUGAUAAAUUAGCAAUUAUUUAGCAACUGUGAAGCACAGAUGGAGGCAUUUGAGAAUGGAGGAUUCAAAACAAAAUUGUAUGGACCUGCAUUUAUGUUAACUAAAAUUUAUUUUGACAAAUUUUUCAUGAUAAUAUGGUUAACUUAAGUGUUGAGCAUUCAAUUUUAUGCCUUUUAUGGUACAUACAGAUUUAGAUAUAAAAUCUGAAUUAUUUGAGAAGACAAAUGUAUAAAAAAAAUUAUUAAAGUGGAAUUUCAUCUGAAGGUUAGACACAAGCCUUGUACAAAAGUAAUUCAGUAUCCAAGUAACCAAAUCUUAUGAAAACUAUUUUAAUAGCAAAGUUCUAUAUGGUAAAAACGUAGACAUUAGCACCCUUUAUAUUAGAAAAAUUGGCUUAAUAUUUAGUCUUUUGUGUCCAUACAAUCUGUUUUACUUAUGCUUAAGGUCUUUAGUAGCACAGUUAACUGAGAAUAAGUCAUGCAGUAGAUGAAAUACUUAAGCAGUUGUCUUCGCUGGUGAGCAUCCUGGGCCCCUUUUCCUUUUUUCAUUGUGUCGCUUACUGACUGUCUUGAUAAGCAUUUGUAUGGUUGCCACUGAAUGAGUUAGGAUAGUAGUUCUCUUUUGUUGGGUAUGCAGGUGGGGAUUUUGUAGUGUUCAGAGCAGUAGCUUUAAAAAAACAAUAAUGUAGUCAGGUGUUGUAUUUCCUUACAUAAUUGCUAACCAAUUAUGCUGUCAUGUUUCAAACACUUGCUAAUUUUACCUACAUAGGCAGGUUGAUAUUAACAAGGGUGACUUUGCAGUAUUGUAAUGUUACCAAACAUAGCAUUUUUGCUAUGUUUGUCAGACAUUCAGCUAGUUUACGUAAGUGCACACAUUAGUCACAGUUUGUACUGUGACCACUUUAAAUGGUGAGGAACCUCAGCUCCCUCUACAAAUAGAUCCAGCACUUUAAAUGGAGAUGUUGAGUUCAGUUAAGCAAUCAACAGGGUGAAGGGACCUUUUAGUAGCCGUAGAUGUUUACUUUGAGAUAACGAUUUGUCCAGCAUCCUGGAAGUAUAUGAGAUUCAUGUUAUUAGUGACAGUCCCAGUUCAGGACUCAUUUUGCUUUUUGUGCAGUAUAUAAGAGUGAUGAAACUCUGGAUAGUUCUGACUCAUUCACAAAGAUUAUGUUCAUGGCGCUAUUAUGAGCGUCUACUUUUUAAUUUUAUCCCUUCCUCAGAUUGGUAACAUUAAUGGCUCCAGAUUUUUUUAUAGUUUUGGUAAAUACAGUACAUCUGGUGUCUAAUGUAGCAAUGGCAAGUAUACUGAUUCAAGAUGUUCAAAAACCCAACUGAUAGGUUCAAAACAAAAAUUAUUUUGGCCCACCAAAUCAGUGAGUGGCUUGGAGUAAUGAGAGGGUUUCAUCUUGGAGGAAUAAUGGUAAGGAGACGCCUUGCUGCGGGAUAAGUGAAGCCACUCAAGUUGCUGGCCGCCAUAUUGGGACUGGCAACUUAAUCCCUGGGUCGACUGUAGGUGCGUGACCUCACGAUGACUAAGGUGUCACUCAAUUGUUUUUAGUUUCAUUGAAGAACAAGGAAGAUGAUGAUUUUAUUCCAAACCAUUACCACUUGUCAAAAUGUUCAAAUAAAAUAGUAGCUUAUAAUGCAAGCUUUGUUGUUUUUAAGUAAAAAAAAAAAAAAGUCUUUACAGUGUGAGGUCUGCAUUGAUGCAGUAACAUUAACAGACGCUAAUUUUUGUCGCACCCUCAUCGAAAAAACUAAAGGAAAAUUGGUGUAUCAAUCACAUGAUGUUAUUGAUAUUUGCAAUACAUAUGAAAAAAAUAUGAGGGAAAUGUUGUCCUUCAACAAAACAAUGGGGAGAGUUAACUUCCAUAAAUUAGUUAGUUCAGUAUUGGCAGCUUACAGAGGCAAAACAAUAUUUUCAGAGUUCGAUUGUCACGUGUAUGAUACACAACCAUUGGAAAAUCACUUGCACUUAUUGAUUAAAUCAAUAACUGAAAAAUAUUUGCAAGUGAGAUAUAAUUAUGCUGGUAAGCAGAUUACUGCUAAACUUCAAUCGCAGGUCGCAGGAAAGAGUCGCCAGACAUAUACUAAGCUCAUUCAUUUUAGCGGUCAAUAAUUCCUAAUAGUAAGCGAUAACAAACAGUAAGGACUAAGGAAUCAGCAGACAUAAAGAGAAUAACUUUAAAUUUUGGCCAGUAAUAGGCUAUAUGUAUAUAAGAUUAUGAAAAAUUUGUAUUGUAUUUCUGAGUAAUAAAGUAAGGUGUUAUGUAUGAUGAAAUAAUUAACUCUGUUCUUUUAAAGAAUGAUAAAAUGUGUAUCACUAAGAAUGAUAAAAUGUCUAUCUCUUUUCACCUCCAUUUAUGCCAUGAAAACAUGCAUUAUGGAAACAAAAGAUGGGAAAAAUAACUGAAAGUGUUCCUAUUAAUCCUCCUCUUAUGCCAUUCCUGGGCAUGGCUGCCAAAUGGUAAACUGGCUUCACUUUACUGAAUGGUCUGACCCAUGCAGGGCGUCUCCUAACCAUUAUUCCUCAAAGGGUUUCAUGUAGUGACAGGAGACUACUUACUGGAGGGAAUGACUAAUUUCUUUUGUCUAUUGUUUGGUUCAAUUCUUGUGUAAUGGUGUCAUUUUAUAUUUUAAGCAUAAGUAAACUAAAGUGUGUGCAUUUUUAGGAGUUAAACUUAAAUAUACUAAUAUAGUCUUGAUGUAAUUGCUAGGGAGCUGUUUUUCUUAGUGACUUUUGGAGUGAAUGGCACUGCUAUUGCAUUCAUUCUAGCUUGGAUUACUAAAGCUAUCAAUACAUAUGAUAUUCCUGUGUUCAUGAAUUGACAAUUUUAACAGUUGCUUUACUUGGCUUGAGAUGUUGAAAAACUGUCUUUUGUAGCAAUCUCCUAGGAGCUCCAACUGAUGCUGGUUGUCUUAUACUGUAUUUAGGCUGCAAUUGUUGGCAUUCAAGUAUCCAACUUUCUUCUAUGCAUUGUCCUAAAUCUAUAAAUCUAUUUCUGUUUUCAGCACAGACCCAGACUACUUUUAUGAUUAUCUGUGACUUUCUGAGGUGUAAUCUGUCAAAGAUUGGCUAGGAUUCACAUAAUAAUAAUAAUAAUAAUAAUAAUAUAAUGAUAAUAAUAAUACAUACAGGCGGUCCCCGGGUUACGACGGGGGUUCCGUUCUUGAGACGCGUCGUAAGCCGAAAAUCGUCGUAAGCCGGAACAUCAUCAAAAAUCCUAAGAAAACCUUACUUUUAAUGCUUUGGGUGCAUUGAAAACUAUGUAAACUGCAUUCUUAUGGCAUUUUUCAUAAAAAAACCCUUCAAAUAUUGAUUAUUUUGCAUUUUUGGUGUCAUAUUUCAUCUCCCAGAUGAGCGUUGUAGGCAUCGUAACCCUGGAACAUGCGUCAUAACCCUGGAAAUAACGUCUAUCGACAAGCGUCGUAACCUCGGAACGUCGUAAGCCGACAACGUCGUAACCCGGGGACUGACUGUAUAGGUUUUAUUGAAAAUAAUGGCUAUUUCAGCCACAUUUAUUUUGUAUAGAAGUUUCUGUUAUUCUUAUUACUAACUUCUUCUGUACUCAAAUUGGCUAAUAAAAUGCCAGAUGGGGAUUCAUAUAAAAAACGUAAUUGUCAAACCCCGUUUUUACAUGAAUCCCCCAUUUGUCGUUUUAAUAGCCAAUUUGAGUACGGAAUAAAGUCAGUAAUAAGAAGAUAGAGAAACUUCUUACAAAAUGAACUCAGCUGAAAUAGCCAUUAUUUUCAAUAAAACCUGUAUUAAUGAAGGUCUUCUUCCAGCAAAUAAUAAUAAAAAUAAUAAUAAUAUAAUGUUUUACCAUAAUUAAUGGAUACACCAGGAGAGUUGGUUUUAUAUUUCAUUUUGUCUUAUUCCCUUUUCUGUGAGAUAUCAAUAAUUUGGUAAAUAAUCUAUGAUCAUCUCAUAACAGAGGGUGUUUAGUAUUUUGCUUUUUGGUGUGACUAUUACAAAUUAAUAUAAUAAGGCUGUUGACUGUUUUGUCUUUGCAUAAAAGAAUAUGGUUGCAACAAGGUACAGAAUACAAAGUAGGUUAAGGAGUUUUUAUGUGGUGUUACCAAGAAGAAUAGUCAUUGUGAUGAUGUCAUCAUGAAUCUUACUGUUGAUUUACUGGUCCUUUUUCACUUCAAACUACCUUGUUGAUGCAAAUGUCUUGCUUCUGUAGUCUCGAUGGCUGUUGGAGGGUCAUCUGGAUAUUGCAAUUUUUCUGGGGGUGCUGGUCUCCUGAUAGUGGGCAUGAUCAGUUUUUUUCAUGACAUAGAAUGAUUGUUUAGUUGUAUUAUUUGAAAGGCAUCAAGGGGGUGGAGGCAGCAGGUGUCAGCCGCUGUAUUAAUGACCUCAGUGGCUUGAUGAAGGUUUUUCCAGUUUAGAAUAAUGCCAUGGUAUGUUUAUAAUGCCACCAAAUGGCACCCUCAUGAAUAUGGCAUGCGAUUGACUUGGAGUGAUGCAUUGUGGUCAUAAUAACAAUCGCCAAGAUAGUUCUAGAUGGGGCAUUUGAAUUGAUAGCCUCGACUUGUCCUCUUCAGUAGUUCAUGCAUGAGCAGGAUUACUUUUCAUUAAGGUGCUUGAAGUCCUUUGUUGUCAUAAUAAAUAGUGCGACAAGUAGCAAGAGUGAAACUGCUGAAGCAGCCAAUAAUUUUAAUGAAAUUUGUAAGAGAGGGUCUCCUUCUUAAAUAAAUAAUGAUAGGGUCUUGGCAGUCUUUUGACAGCUUACAUCUUUCAAGUCUAAUGUAGCUGAUGCGAUUGUUUACAUGGCUCCAGUUCUCUUUCUGCAAGUCUGUAAAGGUCAUAUAAGUAUAUUAUGCUUCAUCUGAUUUUGCAUAUAGAGUAUGCUUGUAGGAUUCAACUACCACUCAUCCAUCUGUGAUUCUUGUUUAAGAUAAUUUCUGUGUAAUGAAGUAGAGCUUUCUAUGCUUUACUGUUGUAAUAUGUGUAUUUGUUCUUUACAUUGUGGGAAAUACCUCCAAUUUAUCUUAGUCAUAUCUUGAUGAGUUUUCACCCCUGCUUUGGUUAGGAACAACAUAACACAUUUAAAGUGGUUUGUUUAGGAUUAUUGAGACUUGGUAUGAUGGGAUAAAUCUUUAAUAUCUUGCCCUCACUAUUUGGUAAUUUUGCGAUUGCUCUUGUAUAGUUGGAAAGCUAAUAUAGUUACCACAUUUCGUACUUUGCAUUGAUUUAUUUUGUAGUGUCUGUCAAAAUUCUCUUGUUUCUUAAAUGAGCAACUCAAAUAUGUAGAAGCAGUAAAGAAGAUGCAGAUGCUGUCCAUGAGCUGGGAAAGUUGACAUUCAUAUGUUCAUGAGAAAAUAGAAAGAAUUUCAAAUAUGUAAUAUGAAUAGGAUUAUUUACUACUGGAGCCCAAAUGUUUGUUAAAAGACCUAAUUACUCUGCUAGAUUUAAUUCAAAGGCCAUAAUUUAAUUUAAAGAUAUAAUGAAAACUUUUGAUACAAGAAGGUUAAAUAAUGAGAGUUUCUUAUAGAGGAUGAAAUUUACCCAUCUUAAUCAAGAGGAAAAAAGUGAGCUUCAUUCUGAUCUAACACAUGUGGUCCUUUCUUUGGAUUUAAAUAAUUAUCACUUAGAUUUUCUUAUAUCUGCAUCCCAUCAAUACCAUAUCCUAAAAUAGGCAUGCAGUUCCAUGGUUGGACAAAGAAAGGCUUAUUGGAACAUUACAAGUUGCUGAAUAAAAUUUCAAUUCACUCCAAAAGUUAGUUUGAAAAAAGAAGGCAACACUUGGUACCCAUUUGUGAAAUGAUAUUUAAGUCUAUGAAGUGGUUACGUGAAACAACGUAAACAUUCACAACAAAAGCUAAGGUCUAAUUGAAAAACAUGAUAGAAAUAAGAAGAAAAUAAUAUGAUGUAAUAAAAGUAAACUCUACAUAACUGCCAAUGCAUUGGCAAAAAUGUAGUAUACUGAUAAGAAGAGGAGUUGCAUCGACAAAGGCACAAUCUUUACGCGUUUUAGUCAAGCUAGUAACUUUCUUCCCAAGCACUGAAACUUCAUGGGUCAGCUACUAUGGUGAUCAGACUAGUUUUUGUACUUCUGUGUUAUAUGCAGUAUGUAAAUCAAUAUUUUUAGUAAAUGAAGACAUGCCAUAUCUGUUAUUAUUUAGUAAAUAAGUACUGUACACACAUUACUGAGAAAUUCAUUGCUUAAGUAAAUGUACUAAUAUGGCCUUCUAGGUUUAAUGCAUGAUGAGCAAACAUUAACAAAUGGUCCCUUUCUGGCUAGUAUAAUUGACUUUUUAACCUGUAGUGGUUUCUAAUGUAGAAAAAUACUUGCACUGGAAAUGAUGGCAUGCCUGCAUAAUGCCAAUGAAACAAAACCAAGUUGCCUCCUUAUUUGUACCCACUGAGGUCAGGGAAGAAUCUCACUCUAAUCUGUCCCAUCUGUCCCAGGAGUCUUAGUUGUAUUUAAUCAUUUCUGUUUCAGAUAGCAUGGAUGUGUAAGUUGAGGCCUGUAGCAUAACCUGCAUUAUUUUCAAGAUUUUGAUGUAGUACUUACUGUCUUUCAUCGUGAUAAUCAGAUUUUAGUCCCUAUCUGCAUUGGUUAAAGUAAUUGAGGUUUUUGUCUUUAUGUUUAAUGGAUUGUCAGUUUUGAUGUAAUUUAGGUUUUCAAUUUCCAGAUUAUUA
Macrobrachium nipponense is the source of this 10377-nucleotide messenger RNA. RefSeq lists its product as uncharacterized. The transcript is spliced from 10 exons. NCBI's taxonomy places the organism in Eukaryota, Metazoa, Arthropoda, Malacostraca, Decapoda, Palaemonidae. The record is from RefSeq and is a predicted model, not a curated record.